UGACUGUGUUGAACGGAUCCAAAGUAUCAGCGCAGAAACAGACACAACCAAAGGUCGCUUCGUCCCUGUGAGAGCCGGCGGGAUCCACGAACCUGGAACUGGGAGUAGAAAUUACCCCGCAAUUCAUUCAGUCUAAUUGUAUUUCUUGUCUUUUCUUUUUCUUUUUUUUUUGCCGGCGGCGGUUCCGACAUAGGACCAGGUGACAUAUAGGACGCGGAGGGGAAAGACUCCCAGAGUAUUAGGACAGCUUUCAGUUUCCCCGCUCACUUGAACAUGGCUUCAACCACCUGCACCAGGUUCACUGAUGAGUACCAACUGUACGAGGAGCUGGGAAAGGGAGCUUUCUCUGUUGUGAAGAGGUGCAUGAAGAUUUCCACGGGACAUGAGUAUGCUGCCAAAAUCAUCAACACCAAGAAGCUGUCUGCCCGGGAUCACCAGAAGCUGGAGCGUGAAGCCAGGAUCUGUCGCCUACUCAAACACGCCAACAUUGUCCGACUCCACGACAGCAUAUCAGAAGAAGGAUUCCACUAUCUGGUCUUUGAUCUAGUCACUGGUGGAGAGCUGUUUGAGGACAUUGUUGCCAGGGAGUACUACAGCGAAGCUGAUGCCAGUCAUUGCAUCCAGCAGAUCCUAGAGGCUGUGCUCCACUGCCACCAGAUGGGUGUGGUUCACCGUGACCUCAAGCCAGAGAACCUGCUGCUAGCCAGCAAGCUGAAGGGAGCAGCGGUUAAGCUGGCUGAUUUUGGCCUGGCUAUAGAAGUGCAGGGAGACCAGCAGGCAUGGUUUGGUUUUGCUGGUACACCAGGGUAUUUGUCUCCAGAGGUCCUGAGGAAAGAUCCAUAUAGCAAGCCUGUGGAUAUGUGGGCCUGUGGAGUGAUCCUCUAUAUUCUGCUGGUAGGGUACCCUCCAUUCUGGGAUGAGGACCAGCAUAGACUGUACCAGCAGAUUAAAGCUGGAGCUUAUGAUUUCCCCUCUCCAGAGUGGGACACAGUGACCGCUGAGGCCAAAGACCUGAUCAAUAAGAUGCUAACCAUCAAUCCAGCUAAGAGAGUAACUGCUGCAGACGCUCUCAAACACCCCUGGAUCUGUCAACGCUCCACUGUGGCCUCCAUGGUGCACAGACAGGAAACAGUGGAGUGCCUCAAGAAAUUCAAUGCCAGAAGGAAACUGAAGGGUGCCAUCCUGACAACUAUGAUUGCCACUCGCAACUUCUCAGCAGCCAAGAGCCUGCCGAACAAAAAAACAGAUGGCGUCAAAAUCAACAACAAGGCUAAUGUGAUCACCAGCACCAAAGAGCCUGUCCCCUCUCCUGCUCUGGAGCCUCAAACCACUGUUAUCCACAAUCCAGCUGAUGGAAACAAGGAGUCCAGCGAGAGUGCCAACACUACCAUAGAGGAUGAGGAUGUAAGAGCCCGUAAGCAGGAGAUCAUCAAAGUGACAGAACAGCUGAUUGAGGCCAUCAACAACGGAGACUUUGAGGCCUACACGAAGAUUUGUGACCCUGGUCUCACAUCAUUUGAACCUGAGGCUUUGGGAAACCUGGUCGAAGGCACAGAGUUUCACCGCUUCUAUUUUGAAAACGCUCUGUCUAAGGGGAAACUGCCCAUCCACACCAUCCUGUUGAACCCCCACGUCCACCUGAUCGGGGACGAGGCGGCCUGCAUCGCCUACAUCCGCCUCACACAGUACAUCGACAGCAACGGCAUGCCGCGUACCAUGCAGUCCGAGGAGACCCGCAUCUGGCACCGCCGUGAUAGCAAGUGGCAGAACAUCCACUUCCACCGCUCCGGCUCACUCACCGUUCCCACCAAUUGAGGUGACACUCUUGGACCACAAACAGCCUCCAGCCAGACAGCUGACCAAACCCCACCCACCAUGUGGACCCAACAUCCCAAAGCCAAUCCCUUUGCUAUAGCUCCACCCUCAGUGUGUUGUUUACAUAUUGUAGCUGCUGCUGCACUCAUGUUGAAAAGUCAACAGAAGUCAAUCGAGGGAUUAAUGAUUUUGUAGUGAGAAUGUGUGCUGUGUGUUUAUUACCUGAGCUUUGGUUUCACCUCUUUUAGAUCUGUAUGUUUUAACAGGGGUGCUUUCAGGUGCUGCCUGGUCAUUUUAUAGGCUGUUAAGAUGUGAAACUUCAUAAAAAAUUUUUAGCAUUCCAUGUAUUCAUAUAUUAUGUAACGCUGAGGCACAAUGACCAAAAUGUCACACACUGUACCUCCUUCUUGCUCAUGUAUCUUUUCAGUUCUGCCAUCUGUUAUGCUCAGAGUCAAGCUUGCUUUGAUAAAUAAGUUUCAGUGAUCAAUGCACUUUUUCUUGAAUCCAUCCUUAAAGUGAAAAUCCAUUCAGCUCUCUGGUUUGCUAGUGCCACCAAGUGUAUUAGGUGUUUGUCUAAAAGGAAAGUCAAGUAAAACCUGAUAUUUUGUCACCUUCAACUGCCACCACCUCUGCAGGUGUAGGGGGAGCCUGUUCUGUGAGAAUGUAAGCUGACAUGGAGUUUCUAGAGUCUUACAUAUUCUCAUACAGUGAGUAGCUCUUGAUGAAAAUUUUCUCUGUUCGAAUUUGUUACAUUUUAUAAUGUGAUAUUGAUGUUUGUUGAUAACUUCCUCUUUUAGGCUCCGGUUUUUGUGAUUCCCUCCUUUGUCGUAACUGUUUGCCAACGUUUCUCAGCACCUGGUCCAAAGUACAAGUUCACGACAACUUUUGGUUAAGGUUUCAGUUAUUAUUAUUUAGUUAUUCAUUUAAUAGGAAAUGAGUAUCAUAAUGAUCAUAAUAACCCUCUUAUUAUGCUUAAUUCUUGUCAUUGUGGUGGCGCCAUGGGAUUAAAGGGAAAUGGGCUCAAAAUGUGAGAUGUUCAGGGCCUUUGAUCAUUUUCUUCAUUGUUGGAUUUUUUUCCCUUUUUUUUCUUUUGUCUAUACAACUUCACGGAGUUAUUUGGUAUAAUCACAUCAUGCUUUCUACAAUAUACUGAUGGGCCAAGCCUAAUGUGCAUUAAGGAAAUGUCAAAUAAAAUGUCAUUUAGAA
This is a messenger RNA of Xiphophorus maculatus (southern platyfish), 3021 nucleotides long. RefSeq names its product calcium/calmodulin-dependent protein kinase type II delta 1 chain (gene camk2d1). The transcript has 20 exons. The record is from RefSeq and is a predicted model, not a curated record. Lineage: Eukaryota; Metazoa; Chordata; Actinopteri; Cyprinodontiformes; Poeciliidae. Gene Ontology annotation, molecular function: calcium/calmodulin-dependent protein kinase activity; calmodulin binding; ATP binding. Gene Ontology annotation, cellular component: cytoplasm; neuron projection. Gene Ontology annotation, biological process: protein phosphorylation. Bases 274 to 1815 code for a protein of 513 amino acids.